AUGAAAAGGACCUCUGCUGCUUAUUUGACUUUUUUGUCAGGGACACAUACUGGUGAUUUCAUUUUUGUUAAUGAGUCCAAAUCGUGGUGGGAUGCUCAGAGUCAUUGCAGGGGCUUGCCAUCUGAUCUAGUUAGCAUACACUCUGAAGCAGAGAAUAUGGCAGUGCUCAACGUGUCUGCAUCACAAACUGUCUGGAUUGGGCUGUUCAAAGAUCCCUGGAAAUGGUCGGAUGGAAGUAACUCAUCUUUUCGUUUCUGGAGAGCUUCUCAGCCCAGCUAUCUUUCAAAUCAGGAUUGUGUUGCUGCGGUAUUUCAAGAUAAUGGGAAGUGGAAUAAGCAAAGCUGCAGUAACCAACUCAAUUUUGUUUGCCAUGGGGCUGCUGCUACCAAACAGUCAAGCACCAUUACCACAACAGAAGGAACAGCUGCAGGUGGAGUGAGAACACCAAAUACCACAGAGUUUAUGUCACCUACAUCAAGUACUCCUCUCCAAAGUACAACUACAGAAAUGUCAUCUUUGACACAGCCACCUCCUGCAACUACUGUGAAUUUAACUACAGGUGGUGACUCUAUAUUAACAACCCCGGGAGGAAUUUCAGCCCAGAUCUCAACAACACAGACAGGGAUUUCAGUCCCAAACACCACAGAACAUAUAGAGAUUUCAUCCCAGAACACUGCAAUACAGAAAGAGACUUCAGCCCAGAACACUACAGCAUACAUAGGGACUUCAGCCCAGAACACUACAGCAUACAUAGAGACUUCAACCCCAAACACUACAGCAUACAUAGGGACUUCAACCCCAAACACUACAGCAUACAUAAGGACUUCAGUCCAGAACACUACAGCAUACAUAAGGACUUCAGUCCAGAACACCACACAUUCCUCAAUCGUAACGGCCAGUGUAAUCAGUCAAAAUUUGCACCCAGAAGGAAACAUGAUAUUAAUUCAAGAAAACAUGACAUGGAUUGAAGCUCUGAGUUACUGCAGGAAACAUUAUUUUGAUCUUGUUGACAUUAAGACCAAAAACAUACAGGACCAGGUUGCUCAAAAGGCAAAGAAUGCUACAUCAUCCUAUGUGUGGCUGGGUCUACGCUACACUGUUCAAUUUAAUUUUUGGUUCUGGAUUAGGUCAACGUCUAGCUGUUACCAGAACUGGUUACCAGGAGAAGGACCUCAAAGGGAUUAUGGCAGUGCUGUUAGUGGUGCCAUGGAGGCCACUGGGGGGCAGCAGUGGGUAGGUUUGCCCGAGACAGAAAAACUGAAUUUUAUCUGCAACACAUGUGCUGGAUGAAUGAGGGCCAGUGCCUCUUAAUGUAAUGCAAAUGUUAACAUUUUCAUUGUGCUGUAUGAAAAAAUUAACACAUUUUCCUAUACUGACAUGUGCACCCCUUGGUUUAAAAUUCAUGCUGUGUUCAGUUACACCAUCAAUCCAGUGAACCUUGGGGGCCGUGAUCCUGAUUGUUUCAAUGCUAAGUUAUGACAUCAUAUCUCUGUUGAAAUACAGCUGCCUCCUCUGUUGUUAAUAUUGAAUUUAAAUAGAUAUGAAAAUGUUUUUUAAUCUUUGCAUUUAAUGAAUAUGACAUUUUCUACAUGUGUCAUUUACAAGAGCAGGCAUCGUUUAAUCCCUCACCCAGCCGGCCGAACAAGAGGAAAAAAAAGUAAAUGG
Pundamilia nyererei is the source of this 1665-nucleotide messenger RNA. Its product is annotated as putative GPI-anchored protein PB15E9.01c. The record is from RefSeq and is a predicted model, not a curated record. NCBI's taxonomy places the organism in Eukaryota, Metazoa, Chordata, Actinopteri, Cichliformes, Cichlidae. The transcript is spliced from 5 exons. Bases 1 to 1290 code for a protein of 429 amino acids.